AUGGCUCCCUCAGGCUUCAAAAGCAACAUCGGCAUCACCCACAUCGGAACCGCCACAGCAAUUCUGCACAUCGAUGGAGUAAAUUUCCUCACUGAUCCCUUCUUCUCCCCAGCAGGGACCGUCUUCGAAGUAGGCCCAGAUGCUGUUCUCAAGAACACUGAGGAUCCGGCCAUGCGGUUGGAAGACCUCCCUCACAUCGAUGCCAUUUUGCUCAGUCAUGAGGACCAUCCGGACAAUCUCGAUGAGUUAGGCCGUCAGCUUCUCAAUGGUCGUCAUGUCUUGACUACGUCGGACGGAGCUUCCAAGUUGGCUCCCCGCCCCGACGUCAAGGGAAUGAAGCCAUGGGACAAGGUCGAGCUUCAGCUGGGCGGCAAAACGUUCGAGAUUACCGCUACUCCAUGCCAGCAUCUGCCCGGCGGCGAGUGCAUCGGCUUCAUCAUAACCACCGACGAUUUCGGGGUCAGUCCUGAUGGUCGCCCCAACGCCAUCUACUUCUCCGGUGAUACUGUCUACAUCGAUGAACUUGCCAGAGUCGGCAACAUGUUCAACAUCACCAUCGCCAUGUUCAAUAUCGGACGCGCAUCUGUCACUCUACCUACCGGCCCACUUCAGAUCACCAUGGACGGCAAGCAGGCAGCCCAACUCUUCCGCGACAUCAAGGCCGAUGUCCUUGUACCUAUGCACUACGAAUCCUGGGGUCACUUCACACAGUUUGGUGCUGAAUUAGCCAAGUCCUUCGAGGAGGAGGGGGUGUCGGAUCAGGUCCGCUGGCUUGUCCCGGGUAAGCUCGUUUCCAAUAUUAUGGGAGUUGGAGCUGGUAUUUGA
This is a messenger RNA of Ilyonectria robusta, 825 nucleotides long. RefSeq names its product putative Zn-dependent hydrolases of the beta-lactamase protein. The transcript has a single exon. Lineage: Eukaryota; Fungi; Ascomycota; Sordariomycetes; Hypocreales; Nectriaceae. The record is from RefSeq and is a predicted model, not a curated record. Bases 1 to 825 code for a protein of 274 amino acids.